AUGGCCGUUGAAGAUCCAGAGGUGCCACAAGAUUUACGUCUGAGGAUAAAAGACGUUGUGGAUAGGCUUGAUGUUUGGUCUGCUAUCGAAUCAUGGGUCCAAGACUACAUUUUCUUGUAUUACAAGACAGACGAGGAUGUUCAAAACGACCACGAACUCCAAGCUUGGUGGAAGGAGUUGCGCGAGGAAGGUCAUAGGGACAAAAAGUCAGAAUCUUGGUGGCCAAAAAUGCAAAACCGUGAAGAACUCAUUGAGUCAUGCACUAUAAUCAUUUGGGUGGCCUCCGCUCUUCACGCUGCGGUUAACUUCAGACAGUAUCCGAUCGCGGGUUACCUCCCAAACCGGCCGACCAUAAGCCAUCAGUUCAUGCCGAAGGAAAACACUCGAGACUUUGAAGAACUUGAGAAGAAUCCGACCGGACAAAUUAUUCUUGAAAACCAUCACGACUCAGCUUCAGACACUUUUUGGAAUAUCUCUGAUUGA
This is a messenger RNA of Arabis nemorensis, 483 nucleotides long. Lineage: Eukaryota; Viridiplantae; Streptophyta; Magnoliopsida; Brassicales; Brassicaceae. The record is from the annotation of a GenBank genome assembly.